Candoia aspera is the source of this 2603-nucleotide messenger RNA. RefSeq names its product ubiquitin specific peptidase 44 (gene USP44). The coding region runs from base 61 to 2190 and encodes 709 amino acids. NCBI's taxonomy places the organism in Eukaryota, Metazoa, Chordata, Lepidosauria, Squamata, Candoiidae. Gene Ontology annotation, cellular component: cytoplasm. Gene Ontology annotation, molecular function: zinc ion binding; cysteine-type deubiquitinase activity. Gene Ontology annotation, biological process: protein deubiquitination. The record is from RefSeq and is a predicted model, not a curated record. The transcript is spliced from 5 exons.
AAGCCUACGAAACUGUUGGAUGGAUUUCUGUAGUAUAUUCUCAACGUUGUAAUACUGACAAUGGAUAAAUGUAAACAUGUAGGGCGACUGCGGCUUGCCCAGGACCAUUCAAUAGUGAAUCCUCACAAAUGGCAUUGUAUGGUAUGCAAUACUACAGAAUCUGUAUGGGCCUGCCUCAGUUGUUCACAUGUUGCUUGUGGAAGAUAUAUUGAAGAACAUGCCCUAAAGCACUUUCAGGAAAGCAAUCAUCCAGUAGCAUUGGAAGUAAAUGAGCUGUACGUUUUUUGCUACCUUUGUGAUGAUUAUGUUCUUAAUGAUAAUGCAACUGGUGACAUAAAACUUUUACGAAGUACAUUAAGUGCAAUCAAGAGCCAGAAUUAUGAUUGUACUACUCGGAGUGGCAGGACUUUGCGAUCUAUGGGCAUAAGUGAUGAUCUUUCACAUAAUAAUGCUCAAGCCUUGCUUCGGAGUCAAGACCGUAUGUUCACAGCCCUGUGGCACAGAAGGCAUGCAUUAAUGGGCAAAGUAUUUAGAACUUGGUUUGAGCUAACACCAACUGGGAAAAGGAUUUUAGAAGAAGACAAGCUGUGGGAACAGGCAGAAGAAAGACGAGUCAAUGCUAGGAAGAAAAGAGAAGAGAGAAAGCGCCAGUUAAAGGAAGAAAUGGAGAAAAUACCACCAAGGAAAAGCUUUCGCUUGCAAAAACUAAACAAAGAAUCUUCAGUCUAUGCACUAAAAUUGCCACAAAAUUUGGGCUCUGAUAUAGAGCUGAAAGUAACAGCUACCUCAGAUGAUGUACAGUUAAAAAAAAAUAAUGACUCUCCAGCCAAACGAAGACCUACUAUGACUCCUGGUGUGACAGGACUACGAAACUUGGGAAAUACAUGCUAUAUGAACUCUAUUCUUCAGGUAUUAAGUCAUUUGUUCAUAUUUCGGGAAUGUUUUUUAAAGCUUGAUUUAAACCAGACACAAGAGUUGUUAGCAGUUGCAGCCACUGGCAAAACAAGAUCGUCUACAAAGCAUCCUCUAUCUGCUAGCUUUGAUGUUCAAGUACAGAAAAGACAUGUUAAGGACAAGACAUCUUCCACAAGGCGAUUUAGUACAUCAUCAGGUUUAAGUGGUGGUGGAUCAAAUAACAGAAAUAUGGAACUUAUUCAGCCCAAGGAACCAAGUUCAAAGUACAUUUCUCUUUGUCAUGAAUUACAUACUUUGUUUCAAGUUAUGUGGUCUGGAAAGUGGGCAUUGGUGUCUCCUUUUGCCAUGCUCCAUUGUGUGUGGAGACUAAUCCCAGCCUUUCGUGGUUACGCCCAACAAGAUGCUCAGGAAUUUCUUUGUGAACUUUUGGAUAAAGUCCAACAAGAAUUGGAGACAGCUAGGGCAAAAAGCCCAGCCCUCAUUCCUGCUUCUCAAAGGAAACUCAUUAAACAAGUUUUGAAUGUGGUCAACACUAUUUUUCAUGGACAGCUUUUAAGUCAGGUAACAUGUCUUGCAUGUGACAACAAGUCAAAUACUAUAGAGCCUUUCUGGGACUUGUCACUGGAAUUUCCUGAAAGAUACCACUGCAGUGGGAGAGAGACAACCUGUCAGUAUCCAUGUUUGUUGACAGAGAUGUUGGCCAAGUUUACAGAAACUGAAGCUUUAGAAGGGAAGAUAUAUGCCUGUAACCAGUGCAACACAAAACGAAGAAAAUUUUCUUCUAAACCUGUUCUACUCACAGAGGCACAGAAGCAGCUUAUGGUGUGCCACCUACCUCAGGUUCUGCGGUUACACCUUAAGCGAUUCAGGUGGUCAGGACGCAAUCAUCGUGAGAAGAUUGGUGUGCAUGUCAACUUUGAUGAGAUUCUAAACAUGGAACCCUACUGUUGCAGAAAAUCUCUAAAAUCCCUCAUGCCAGAUUGCUUUAUCUAUGAUUUGUCAUCUGUUGUGAUGCAUCAUGGGAAAGGAUUUGGUUCAGGACACUACACUGCCUAUUGCUAUAAUUCAGAUGGAGGGUUCUGGGUUCACUGCAAUGAUUCCAAGCUCACCAUGUGCACUAUGGAAGAAGUAUGCAGGGCCCAGGCAUAUAUAUUGUUUUAUACCCAACGAGUUACUUUGAUGAAUGGACAUUGCAGAAUGUCAGGUCUUGACUCACCAUCUGGAAAUCAGGCAAAUACUGAGGUUAAUGGUUCCAAUGCAAAAAGUAACAGCUAAUCCAAAGCCAAAUUGCUUAUAUGUACAGUAUAAGUCUGAAUUGUCACUUGCACAUGUAUUUAGGCAAGUAAGCGCAGUAUUGUAAAAAAAUGUGUUUUCUGAAAUGCUGUAUGUGUUCAGAUCUUUUGUACUUUUAAAACUCAUUUAUAGUAGUAACUUCCUAAGUUACUAGAAUAUCUGUAUAGCUAUUUUUAAGAUAACAUUUUCCAUUUGAAUUUUUAAAUUUUACCUCAAGCUGUUUUUCAGCAUUUUGAUAUUUUGAAGUAGGAAACAUAGAUGAGGAAUCUGGGUGGGCAAAGUCUGGACUUUCUUUAAAUUAAAAGCUGUGUUUUAUACUAUUUCUUGCAGUACUAUGGAUCUUGUCUGCAGGAAUCUGCCUUACUUCCACGAUUAAAAUAUGUGAUGGUAACAAA